CGUUUGCCAUGAGCAUUUCUGCCAUGCACGAAUACUGUGAUGUCAUCGUAAUGCGACGCGCCGGUGGCUGAGCGGAGUGAAGUUUGUUGUCAAGUUUGGAGUUUCACUUUCUAAGUGAUGACUUCCCUUAAAAAGGCGCUAAAAACCCAUUUUGGGUUUGAUGUAUUCCGUUCACAGAAGCAAGAGGAUGCGGUCAAGGCCGUUAUUAAAGGAGACCGCGAUGUGUUUGUGUGCAUGCCCACGGGGGCAGGGAAAUCGUUGUGCUACCAGCUGCCAGCGAUGCUGGCCGAUGGCAUCACGUUGGUCAUCUCCCCCCUCAUCGCUCUCAUACAAGACCAAGUGGAGCACCUGCGAGACCUUAACAUCCCCGCCUGCUCCAUCAACUCCAAGCUCCCCAUCGCCGAGCGCCGCCUCAUCAUGGCCGACCUGGAGAGCGAAAGCCCCAGGCUGAAGCUGCUCUACAUCACCCCAGAGAUGGUGACCUCUCCCGGGUUCAAGCCCUGCCUGACCAGCCUCUCCUCCCGGAGGCUUGUCUCAUAUCUGGCGGUGGACGAGGCCCACUGCGUCUCCCAGUGGGGGCAUGACUUCAGGCCGGACUACCUCAAGCUAGGUGAGCUGCGAGCCCGUCUUCCCGGGGUGGCGUGUGUGGCGUUGACCGCCACGGCGCCUAAAAAGGUUCAGGAAGACAUCAGCAAGUCCCUGAGGCUGCGCUCACCGCUGUCCUUCACCACGCCGGUGUUUCGUAGUAACCUGCACUACGACGUGGUGUUCCGUGAGCAGCUGGAUGAGCCCUACGCUCACCUGCACGCCUUCGUCACAGAGGCCCUGUGGGGAGUGGCCCCGGGGGCCGCGAGGAUGACACAGGGCUGUGGGAUCGUCUACUGCAGGACCAGAGACGGCUGUGAAACUGUGGCCCAUCAGCUGACCAGCCUGGGAGUCCUGUCCAGGCCUUACCAUGCAGGGUUGAAGACGGCAGAUCGCACGGAGGCCCAGUCUGAUUGGAUGCAGGGGAAGGUGCUGGUGAUCGUGGCAACCAUCAGCUUCGGCAUGGGAGUGGACAAAGCCAACGUCAGGUUCGUGGCCCACUGGAACCUGGCUAAGUCCCUGGCCAGCUACUACCAGGAGUCAGGCCGCGCGGGGCGGGACGGCCUGCCCUCCAGCUGCAGGACCUACUACUCCCCCAGGGACAGGGAGCAGAUGAACUUCCUCAUACGCAAGGAGCAGGCUCGCAAGCAGGCAAAACGAGGCUCAGAGAAGGAAACGGACAAAGCUGCCAUCGCCGACUUUGAAGCCAUGGUGUCCUUCUGUGAGCAGGAGACUUGUCGCCAUGCCACCAUCUCUAAGUUCUUUGGAGACGCCCCCCCCGUGUGUGGCGGAGCGUGUGACUGCUGUCGGGACCCCCGGGCGGUGCGGGCCCAGCUGGAGAAGGGCUCCGCCCUCAGGACCAGGAUGAUGGCCGCGCCCGGCCCCAGCGGGCCCUUCGGCUUCGACCGGCAGCUCUACGCCGGGGGCAGGAAGGGCUACGGCUUCGAGAGGCAUGAUGAUGAGGACUGGGAGGGAGGAGACGGAGAAGACGACUCUGAGAUCAGGAAGAAGGAGUUUGGAGUUCUCUUCAAGAAGCAGAUUAACCUACGGAAGGGGUCUGAGGGCCGCAGAGUGGAAUUUGUUCCUCCAGAUGCUGGAUGUCUACUGAAGGAAGCCAGCAGCCAGAAAAUCCCCAGGUUAACUGUAAAGGCCAGAGAGCACUGCCUGGCGCUGCUACAGCAGGCGCUCUCCAGCCAGCAGGGGGCAGCAGAGGACACCGUUUCCAUGGCUGUGGAGAUGGAACACGAGGCGUUCCGCAACGCCAAGUCUACCAACCUCUACAAGGCCGCCAUGCUGAAGAGGGUUUCAGAGUUGAAGAAGGGAUUGACAGCCUCGCUGGGGGGAGGGGGAGGAGGGGGAGGGGGAGAGGGAGGGGGAGAGGAGACCAAAGACAUGAAGAGUGGAGUUAAGGAUGAAUCAUGCCCAUCCUCUUCCUCACUUCCUGUGGAGCUGCUUGGCUUCACUCCCGCCUCCCAGAUCUACUCACUGAAGAGGAAGAGGAUCGGAGCAGGUCUCAGGGGUUCCUCAGACCCUUUUCAGACAGCCAGAGAGCUGCUGCAGACCUCCAUCCCUGAGGGGGCCUCUGGAGGGGGCUUCCACCCUGACACCCCUGUGGCCCUGGCCUCCGUCACCUCCUCCGUCACCUCCUCCGUCACCUCCUCCAUCAGAGCGAAGGCAACGCCACGCAGACUCUGUGUAAACAGCCCGUCCAAAACGGCGGGUAAAGGGCUGAGUAAGAAGCAGCUGAAGCUAGCGGAAGCCGCAAAGAGCACCAGGAGCAUCGCUCAGUACUUUGGAAAGAAACAGACUGACAGCCAGGACCGGGCUUUAGAGAAGGGAGCCAAUAGCAUGUCAUCUCAUGAGGCCGAGGACGCCCCUCAGCCUAUCAGCGCUCAGGAACACUCACCUGUCACGGUCCCCACAGAUACGGUCUCUAUGGAUACCAGUCCACUAGAGAUGGUCCCCGUGGAAGCCAUCCCAGAAGUCAUCACUCUGGACGAGAAGGUGGAUGAUGAUGAUGAGGAAGAGACCCCCACAACACAGGAGGUGAAAGAGGAAGUUCAGCGAGAGGCGGAGGGUCACACAGAGCAGAAACGUCAGGAACACCGGAACAGACCUCUGCUCCUUCCAGAGGUACCAGAGGACGGGGGGGCAGACAGAGAGCCCUCGGCCAAACGUAGCCGACCCCUUGAGGAGAGCAGGAGGAAGGUGACCUUUAACCCCCAGGUGCAGGAGACCCUGGUGGAGCCUCGGGGGGGCGCCGUGGGGGCCCCGUCCUCCUCCCAGCCCCCCCUGGGCCCCACGGCCAGACUCCCCACCACGGCCCCCCCACAACCGGCCAGCAGGAAGGAGGUGGCGGACAUUGUUGUGCGCUGCCUGGACCCCUACUACACCCAGGGGAAGUUUAGCACCAAGGAGCUGUUCAAGUCGUUCGCCCGCUUCCUGUCUCACCUGCUGGCUGAAGGGCGGGGCCAAGGGAGGGGACAAGUGAAGGUGGAGGCCAAGGCUCUGAUAAAGAAGUUCUUUAGUGGAGUGAAACGUUGUGAAAGUGAGGAGGACUGGAGACACCUGGAGAGAAUGAACACACACUCCUCCUAGAGAUGGAAGGAGGAGAGAUGGAGGGAGGAGAGAUGGAGGGAGGAGAGAUGGAGGGAGGCACUUGAGGAGGGAACUAACUCCUCCUCCUCUUCCUCCUCCUCUUCCUCUUCUUCUGAGCCUAGUAUGCUGCUGCUUUUGACUGACUGUUUGACUGACUGUUGCUAUGCCCCAGAACAGUUCAGUCUGCACACACGCUGCCAGGAAACAGGUUGCCCAGAAACAGGCUGCCACUCUGAUGUAGCAGUGAAACAUGUCUGACUGGAUACAGACCAUUUUUGGGACUGAACAGGAAGGAAUGUUUGUAAUCUCAGAAUCUGUGACGUUUCUCUGGUCCUGUCCAACCAAACUCUUCUUCUUCUGCUGCUGCUGAAUCCUUAACAGGCUGGAGGACUGAGUCUACAGCUGGAUGGACAUUAUGCAGGGAAAUUGUUAUUUUAAACUGACAUUUUUGGUUAGUUUUUGUCAACUUUUAUGUCCAUGUUUUGUCUAUUGUUUAUGUCGGUAACAGGGGUCCUUAUGUGUGUUACAUUUCGUAAGAUCAUUUUGUUUGUCUUAAUGGUUAAUUAAUUAGCAAUGAAGUUGGACGUGAAUGUGAGUGUCAAGCCAGGGGAGGGCCACUGUGAGAGGACUACUGGACAUUAGUCACUCGUGAACCUACAAACUGCAAAGACCAUUUAUCUUGCUGUGCUCCAAAGGGGACUAGACUUCUGAACGCUGAAGCCAUAAAGACAAGCUGUGUAGUCCUUGCCUGUUCUCUUCGACCCAGCUGUUUACAAUAAAAUAUCUGAUGAUGCUGAUGGA
Molecule: messenger RNA, 3984 nt
Organism: Hypomesus transpacificus
Lineage: Eukaryota; Metazoa; Chordata; Actinopteri; Osmeriformes; Osmeridae
Gene: recql5
Product: RecQ helicase-like 5
Exons: 19
Coding region: 118-3183 (1021 amino acids)
Biological process (GO): double-strand break repair via homologous recombination
Cellular component (GO): cytoplasm; chromosome
Molecular function (GO): ATP binding; four-way junction helicase activity; 3'-5' DNA helicase activity
Source: RefSeq, a predicted model, not a curated record